UUCACAAUCCUAUUCCUAAAUUAAAUACAUGUUCGCUAAGCCCAAGACAAGUUAAUCCAAACAGACAUGACGGCAGCGGCAACAGCAUCCUGUUACCUCCUCCCUGUUCUUCGUUCACAACCGCCGUUACCGUCACUGUCACCGUCUUCCUCUUUCCUUUCAUUUCUCAAACCUUUCUUUCUUCCUUCUUCCAAUAUUACCCUUCGAAAACUUCACCGUCAUGCACCUCUUCCCAAAACCCUUCCCCACUCUUUCUUAUCCACACCCUCCUUUUCUUCCCGCGCUUUUUCCUACACCCCUCCCCUCUCCGCCGUAAUUGGAGCUUCAUCUCCGAAUUCCACAGAAGAAGCAUCGGAAGAAGAAGAAGAGUACGAUGAAGAAUCUGGUUUCACUGAAAGAGACAGUGUCGAAGAUACAGAAGUGGUGGAUUCGACUUCUUCGCCCUUGGUGGGAAAGAGGGAAGAGAGAUUGAAGUUGAAAAUGCCGAGUUUAAGUGUGAAGGAAAGGAAAGAACUUGCGUCUUAUGCACAUAGUUUGGGGAAAAAGCUUAAUACACAGUUGGUGGGUAAAUCUGGUGUUACCCCCAAUCUUGUUACCGCUUUCACUGAUAACCUUGAAGCUAAUGAACUUCUCAAGAUUAAAAUACAUGGGAGUUGUCCAGGUGAGUUAGAUGAUGUUAUGAAGCAGUUGGAAGAAGCAACUGGCUCAGUGAUCGUCGAUCGGAUUGGUCGAACCCUUAUUUUAUACCGGCCUAGUCUCUCCAAAUUGAAGGUAGAAGAAAAGAGGAAACAAGUUCGGAAACUUUUUCUGGAAAAACAACAUAAACGAAGACUACUAAUAAACAGGAGUAACAAACAAGCACCCAAAUCAUCAAAGCGAGGCUCACCGUGGAGAGCGAGAAGCAGUAGCUCAUAAACAAGUCAUAACUUUUUCAAAGUUUGCCCCGGUGCUUGGCCUGUAAAAGAUCGAGACUUUUCAUGCUUAUGUGCCAAAUACUGAAGGUACUCGACAUUUUACUGGCUUGUGAGAGUUCAGAGAAAGUCCAUUUUUGGAUCAAGAAAUGCUUAUAUGUGGUUCCUUAUCAGAGCUGGAGAGCAUAAUGUCUUGAAUUGUAUGGUUUGUUUUGUCGAAUGUCAUUUUGUUAUUAUAUAGUGUUUGUUUGGAUAUUAGGUGCCAAACAUUUUCUCGCAUCCGAACUCUACUUGUGACUGAAUCUUAGUUGAUAAAUUGCAUUUAUUUGCUCACAAA
Molecule: messenger RNA, 1248 nt
Organism: Lathyrus oleraceus (garden pea)
Lineage: Eukaryota; Viridiplantae; Streptophyta; Magnoliopsida; Fabales; Fabaceae
Exons: 3
Coding region: 67-915 (282 amino acids)
Cellular component (GO): chloroplast
Molecular function (GO): RNA binding
Source: RefSeq, a predicted model, not a curated record